Messenger RNA from Neomonachus schauinslandi (Hawaiian monk seal), 2099 nucleotides. RefSeq names its product protein kinase C substrate 80K-H (gene PRKCSH). Gene Ontology annotation, biological process: liver development; N-glycan processing. Gene Ontology annotation, cellular component: glucosidase II complex. Bases 154 to 1779 code for a protein of 541 amino acids. Gene Ontology annotation, molecular function: protein binding; calcium ion binding. NCBI's taxonomy places the organism in Eukaryota, Metazoa, Chordata, Mammalia, Carnivora, Phocidae. The record is from RefSeq and is a predicted model, not a curated record. The transcript is spliced from 18 exons.
CUUUCUUUUUUCUGGAGGAGCGGUUGGCUGCUGGGCUUGGGGGCGCGGUGGAUAUUGACCUUUGCCCCGGCCUCGUCGUGGGUGCACAGCCCUUCUCCCCGCAGCCGGCUUCCUCCCCCCAGAACCUGUUUCCGGCCUGCGAGCUUCUGCGGGAUGUUACUGUUCGCGGUGCUGCUGCCCCUGUGCUGGGCCGUGGAGGUCAAGAGGCCCCGGGGCGUCUCCCUCACCAACCAUCACUUCUAUGAUGAGUCCAAGCCUUUCACUUGUCUGGACGGUUCUGCCACCAUCCCUUUUGAUCAGGUCAAUGAUGACUACUGUGACUGCAAGGAUGGCUCAGAUGAGCCAGGUACAGCCGCCUGUCCUAACGGCAGCUUCCACUGCACCAACACUGGCUACAAACCCCUAUACAUCUCCUCCAGAUGGGUCAAUGAUGGAGUUUGUGACUGCUGUGAUGGGACCGAUGAGUACAACAGCGGGAUCGUCUGUGAGAACACCUGCAAGGAGAAGGGCCGUAAGGAGAGAGAGACGCUGCAGCAGAUGGCAGAGGUCACGCGAGAGGGGUUCCGCCUAAAGAAGAUCCUCAUCGAGGACUGGAAGAAGGCUCGGGAGGAGAAGCAGGAAAAGCUCGCUGAGCUACAGGCUGGAAAGAAGUCCCUGGAGGACCAGGUGGAGAUGCUGCGCAUGGUGAAGGAGGAGGCCGAGAAGCCAGAGAAGGAGGCCAAAGAGCAGCACCAGAAGCGGUGGGAGGAGCGGCAGGCCGCCUCCAAGGCCCAGCGGGAACAGGAGCUGGCGGCCAACGCCUUCCAGGAGCUGGACGACGAUAUGGAUGGGGCGGUCUCGGUCACCGAGCUGCAGACCCAUCCGGAACUGGACACCGACGGUGACGGGGCACUCUCAGAAGGGGAAGCUCAGGCCCUGCUCGGGGGAGAUGUGCAGACUGACGCUCCCGCCUUCUAUGACCGCGUGUGGGCCGCCAUCAGGGACAAGUACCGCUCCGAGGUGCUGCCCACCAGCCCUCCACCUGUGCCUUCUGAGCCUGACCUGACAGAGCCCAAGGAGGAGCAGUCUCCAGUGCCCUCGCCGCCCAUGGACGACGAGGAGGAGGAGGAGGAGGAAGAGGAAGAGGAAGAGACGGAAGAGGAGGAGGAGGAGGAAGAUUCCCAGGUGCAGGGGGAGCAGCCCAACGAGGCCCCGCCCCCACUGGCCCCCCCCCAGCCUGCGGCCAGCCCCACUGAAGAGGACAAAAUGCCGCCCUACGAUGAGCAGACUCAGGCCUUCAUUGACGCCGCCCAGGAGGCCCGCAACAAGUUUGAGGAGGCUGAGCGAUCCUUGAGGGACAUGGAGGAGUCCAUCAGGAACCUGGAGCAGGAGAUUUCGUUUGACUUUGGCCCCGGCGGAGAGUUUGCCUAUCUGUACAACCAGUGCUACGAGCUCACCACCAACGAGUACAUCUACCGGCUCUGCCCCUUCAAGCUCGUCUCUCAGAAACCCAAGCUCGGCGGCUCCCCCACCAGCCUUGGCACCUGGGGCUCGUGGGCUGGCCCUGAGCACGACAAGUUCAGCGCCAUGAAGUACGAGCAGGGAACGGGCUGCUGGCAGGGCCCGAACCGCUCCACCACCGUGCGCCUGCUGUGUGGCAAGGAGACCGUGGUGACCAGCACCACGGAGCCCAGUCGCUGCGAGUACCUCAUGGAGCUGAUGACGCCGGCCGCCUGCCCUGAGCCGCCGCCCGACGCGCCUGCCUACGGCGACCACGACGGCGACCACGACGAGCUCUAGCCCGGCUGGGCGCCGAGAACCUCAAGGCACGGAGAUGUCCCCGGUGGGGCCGACCGCCCACCCCACCCUGUGGCCCGAGGCCCGCCCCCCCGGUGUGCUCAGCCUCCCCACAGGGGCAGGAGCCGUGUGGAGCCCCGUGCCCUGCCGGGGGUGGCGCGGCUGCGUCCCCAGGCCCCCGCGGUCUCCAAAGGUGGAACACAGGAGUUCGCCCGCCCCAGGCGCCCGGCCCCCCGCCCCCGCCCACGGUGUCUGCCUCCCUUCCUGGUGGGGAUGAGUGACUUGACCUGUGACCUCAAAACAAUAAACACCAUCCCCCCCAA